Messenger RNA from Scutellospora calospora, 711 nucleotides. The record is from the annotation of a GenBank genome assembly. Lineage: Eukaryota; Fungi; Glomeromycota; Glomeromycetes; Diversisporales; Gigasporaceae.
AUGAAUGGUACUAAAGCUUUGCUUAAGGAGAUAAUAGAUAGAUUGAAUGCAUUAAAUUUUGACGAUCAUGUUGAAGUGGUAAUCGCCCCGCCGACAUUAUAUCUCGACCUGGCUCGUAAUACUGCUAAGAAGGAUAUCAGUAUUGCUGCUCAGAAUGCCUUUAAUUAUACUAAAGGAGCUUACACUGGUGAGGUCAGUCCUGAGCAAUUAAAAGACAUUGGCGCUGAUUGGGUAAUCUUGGGUCACUCAGAGCGUCGAGAGAUCUUUAAAGAGUCGGAUGAUUUUGUCGCUUCUAAAGUAGCACACGCUUUAAAAGCCGACAUGAAAGUUAUAGUCUGCAUUGGAGAAAAAUUGGAGGAACGAGAGUCUGGAAAAACUGAGGAGGUUGUGAUCAGACAAUUUCAAGCUGUAGCUAAGAAUAUCAAUGAUUGGAAAAAUAUCGUAAUUGCUUACGAACCUGUUUGGGCUAUCGGUACAGGAAAAGUGGCAACACCACAACAAGCACAAGAGGUUCAUGUUAUUAUUCGAAAAUGGUUAAAAGAUAACGUAUCCGAAAAAGUGGCCAAUGAUACACGUAUUAUCUACGGAGGUUCUGUUAAUCAAACGAAUUCUCCUGAACUUGCGAAACAAUGUGAUAUUGAUGGAUUUCUUGUAGGUGGUGCUUCUUUAACAGAACAGUUUAUUAAAAUUGUUGAAUGUUUUAUACCAUAA